AUGGCAUCCGAAGUUGAGGUCCGGACUUCUGCGCCUGAGGCUGUAGCGCAGGAUACUGUGGCUACGAAGCCGGAUGAUAUUUCUAAGUCAGAGAAGGCAGCUGGAAAAGACAUGAUACAAACAACGGAGCUCCAGAACCCUGAAGCCAGACCACCAGACACAGAGAAUGCCGGCGACGUGCCCUCGCCCUCUUCAGACUCGGUCGACGAGGGCGAGUACACUGGUUCCGACCGCGAUUUAUCCGCCGAGCCCUCUAGCAGCUCCGAUGCAGCCAGCAGGAACAAAGAUCAGAGAGAUUCCAUUCAACCUCCUCUUCCUAACGAGCCGCUCCCGGAUCAACCUCCGUUGCCCAAUGAGCCUGUCCCCGAUACCGAUCCAUCUGCUCCUCCGCUCCCAGACGAACCGGUCCCUGAACAACCCGAAGACGACGGUUGGGAAUACCAUUGGAACCCGAACGACCAAUCCUACUGGUUCUACAACCGCUUUACGGGCGUCUGGCAGCAAGAAAACCCGCGUGUUCCAGGCGCAAAUGGACCAGCUGCUACAUCUACAGUUACAACAACAGAUUCUAAAGUCGCAGGCGACGGCGACACAAAGAAAGCCUUGAGCAAUCCCGCUUCCAUCGCUGGCGGCUACAAUCCGGCGAUCCACGGUUCCUACGACGAGAACGCAUGGUACGCGCAAAACUUCCGUGCCGCGACCGACCCGUCUGCGACGACGUCUUCCGCAGAAGUCAUUCUGCAGCAGUACUACCAGACCCAGCAAGCGGAUCAGCAAGAUUACGUGACGGCUGGCUUCUUCAACCGGCGCACGGGUCAGUGGCAGGCUGCAGACCAGGGGCCUGAGCGGCACUCGGACGAGGCGCGGGCGCGUCGACAGCUGCGCGCGUACUUUGACAUCGAUGCUGCUGCGAACAUGCAUGAUGGAAGGAGUUUGAAGGCUGAGAGGGCAGGGAAGAAGCCAACGAGGGCGGAGUUGAAGAUGUAUAAGGAGAAGAGAAGGCAAAAGAAAGAGGAGAAAAGGCGGGCAUGGCUUAGGGAUUGA
This is a messenger RNA of Thermochaetoides thermophila DSM 1495, 1044 nucleotides long. RefSeq lists its product as uncharacterized. The record is from RefSeq and is a predicted model, not a curated record. Lineage: Eukaryota; Fungi; Ascomycota; Sordariomycetes; Sordariales; Chaetomiaceae. The transcript has a single exon. The coding region runs from base 1 to 1044 and encodes 347 amino acids.